Lepisosteus oculatus (spotted gar) is the source of this 5695-nucleotide messenger RNA. Lineage: Eukaryota; Metazoa; Chordata; Actinopteri; Semionotiformes; Lepisosteidae. The record is from RefSeq and is a predicted model, not a curated record.
AAGAGUUCUCUUUUUUUUUUUUUUCCCCCUCAAUGCAUGUAGGGUCUUUAAAAAAGUGACAUAAUUAUCAAGGCUACUUGACAUUUUCCCAAUGGGUAAACAACAAAAUCACACCUUCUCUCUGUGGAGCUGUCUCAGACUGGGACCACAAGAAGGUUAUAGCCAGUUAUUCACUGGUGAUCUUAUUCAUUUUUGGCUGCAAGCUUAAUGGCAGCUGCACCUGACCUCUGCAUAGCCAUACAAGAGAGUGUGUGGAGCAAUUUCAAGCUAAUUCCCACAUUGCUCACAGGCCUUAGAAAUGCUUCAGAAGGUGAGUUAUGCUCUGCAAUAAUGAAUAAUGCAACGUUGCUUAUUCAGACCUCAAACCAACGUUUGGCUUCGGGUGGAAAAUCGCAGUGGGCACCGUCUUAGCCUUUUUUAUCCUGUAGGGUAUGAUGUCAGCCAUGCUCAUUUUGACAGCUCACAGUUUGAAUCUCGGAAACAAAAGUUAAGUCAAGCAAGUUACUGUGCCUGUGACUAACGUUUUCUCUCUUUUUUUCAUGUCGCACUUCAGUGAAUUUUCUCCCCCUUCUGUAGGAAUUAGAAUCCAGGGAUGGCGCGCAGGUUGGUGUGGUUUGUGCUGCAGAUCUGGUUAUUUAAACUCCGCAGCGGAGAGCAGCACGGAGGCACUUGUCAUGUUAACCCAGAAAGAUCAGGGGUCUUGUGCAUCAGGGCCCAUGAGCCUGUGCAUAGUGGAAAGGCUCCAGUGACUGUGGACAGCUGGUCUAAAGCAGAACACUGUAACCUGAGCAGCUCGGGAGGGGUGGUAGGUCAGCCGCGCCCCAAAGCUUACAUGCUGUUAUCUCGCGGAGAUAGUGAGGUUCUCUGCUGCCAGCUCCUGCUCUGGAAGCCUGGGUUCUGUCUCGCUGAAAGCUGAAGCGCCAGUCGAGAAGCGGCGCCGUUCUAAUCCUUCUUACAUCUUGGAAAAUGCAGGUGGAGGGUGCACAGGUGGAGAGAACGCAGGCAGUAAGCUGUAGUACAGUGCAGGAAUGGGCACCCGAGGUCAGUAUUGGAGCUGAUGAGGAGCAGGUGGCAGUGGCAGCCAGUGGGGCUCAGACGGACACGUCGCAGGAGAAGCUUCCCAUGAAGAGCGACCUGUUUGAUGCGGACUCGGAGAGCGAGGCAGACAGGAAGGAAUCCCCUUCAAGGAAGGUGAAGAAGAAAAAGAAGGUGAAGGAAGGAUACAGUGCCGCAGACGGUCAGAGGAAAGACAAGGAGAAGAAGAGCAGGUCCGAUCAAGCGGCUGGGCCCGAGGGUAAGGACUCCGAGGAGGGAGACAGCGAAUCGGCAGCCUCCGUGGCCGACGCUGGGAAGCCAUCAAAGGCCAAGAAGAGAGCUGUGGAGCCGGCGGAGGAGCUGAAGGCCAACAAGAGGCAGAAGAAAGAAGAAUCCAAAGGUCCAAAGCACAGGAAGGUCCCCGGCAAGAGCAAGAAGAAGCAUAAGGGCUCCAAGGAGCACAGGAGUGACGCGGAGAAGCAGCCGGACUCCGCGGAGGACUCCCCUCGGGAAGACGCUGCCGAGCCCCAGGCCGAGCCGAUGAGCGUGCCGACUGAAGGAAGCGGCGCAGAAAGCGUCGCGCCCAGCUCCUCGGAGAAGACCCCUCUCCCGACUCAAGGCGACGCGGACCCCUGCUCCGAGCAGGGACCCCCAGAGCAGAAAGCCGCCUGCAAGAAAACCAAGGUGCAGCAGCCGGGGGAGACUAAAGUGAAAGCCCUGCUAGUGAAGGAGCCCGCGCAGGAGAAGAGGAGUGGGAGGCCGGAGGGCCAGCUACAGAGGAAGGAGAGUACCCACGCCAAGCUCAAGAAUCUGCUUCUGGCCAACAGGCCACCGGACUCGGCGGCCAAGGCUCACAAAGCCCCGAAGAGCGCGGCGGAGGACGAGCCGGGGUUCCUCUCCUCGGACUCCAACGAGGGGGGCAGCUCGGUGAAGAAGAAAGGCAAAGGCAAAGCCCGGGACGCCUCGCCCAGGGCCCCCAGCAGGGCCAAGCAGGACGAGGCCAAGCUGGAUCCUCCCUCGGGCUCGGGGGCCGCGGGGAAGGGGAGAGACGCCGGCAAGCCCGCGAGGCCCGAGGAGCCGAUGGAGUCCCCCAACCUGUUCGAGAAGUUUCUGUUGACGUGCGAGGCGAAGGACAGGAUGCCCAGGAGGCCGAGUAGCCACACGCCCAGCUCCGCCGUGGAAGACAAAGCGGACCAAACGAAGAUUUCCCCCAAGCCCCCAGGUAAGCCAGAGAAGAAGAUGAAGCCUGUGAAGGAAGUCCCUGUUCAGAGACCAGAGCCAGAGAAGGUGGAGAAGACCAGGAAAGAGUCCAAGAUUGUAGAGUGCGCCCCAGCAGUGCGAGACAGCUUCGACGUGGAUCAGAGCACCUCGGGCGAGGCGGAGGAGCGGCCCGACCGGGCGGACGAGCCUCCGGAGCCGUGGGAGAAGAGGCCGGAGGACCGCAAGGAGCGGGCGGGCGACGCGCGGGACCGCUGGGAGAGGAGGCCGGAGGCGGUGGCGUCCCCGGAGCCGGGGGACGAGGUGGUGGGCAGGUGGAGCUCCGGCGUCCAGAGGGAGCGCAGAAGGAGGCGGGAGGACAGCGAGCCUCGGCUCUACAUCGCCUGCGACGAGAGCCACGACGCGCAGGACCCCCUCGCUCACGCGGACAAGGGCCCAGACAGAGGUCAGCCUGUUCUAAAUCUGGGUAUGGACCUUAAACUUGACUGGAUGACCGUGGAAGACUUCCAGAAACAUCUGAAUGGGCAAGAUGACAUCCUCUCGGCUGCGACUAUAUCAUCCAGUGAACUUCGGGAGUCCGUGAAAAGUGGAGAUUACUUGACCGUGAAACUUGCCCUGAAUUCUAAAGAGGAUUAUAAUUUGGAUCAGGAGGACUCCAGCGGCAUGUCCCUGGCGAUGCUGGCCGCUGCGGGGGGACAGGACGACAUCCUGCGGCUGCUCAUCACGAAGGGCGUGAAGCUGAACGCCCGGCAGAAGGCCGGCACCACUGCGCUCAUGCACGCGGCCGAGAAGAAUUUUUUGCCGACGGUGGCGAUUCUUCUGGAGGCUGGGGCCUACGUCAAUGCGCAGCAGUCCAGCGGGGAGACCGCUCUCAUGAAGGCAUGCAGGAAAGGGAAUGCUGAGAUUGUGCGUCUCCUUCUGGAGUAUGGGGCCGACUGCAACAUCCUGUCCAAACACCAGAACAGCGCGCUGCAUUUCGCCAAGCUCAGCAAUAACGUCCUGGUGUACGACUUGAUCAAGUCCCACAUGGACACGCUGUCGAGUGUGGCGGAGGACACCAUCCGGGAUUACUUCGAGACCCGCCUGGCUCUGCUGGAGCCCGUGUUCCCCUUAGCCUGCCACAGACUCUGUGAGGGGCCGGACUUUUCCCUGGAGUUCAACUACAAAUCCCACAGUCCAACUGAAGGGUCUGGGAUUCUCCUGUUCAUAUUCCACGCAAAUUUCUUUGGUGGCAACGAGAUCACAGCGAGGCUGUGUGGGCCCUGUAGUGUACAAGCAGUGGUUCUCAAUGAUAAGUUCCAGCUGCCUGUAUUUCUGGACAGCCAUUUCAUUUACUCCUUCAGCCCUGUGCAAGGAAUGAAUAAACUCUUUAUAAGGCUGUGUGAAGCUCCAACAGCAAAGGUUAAGCUUUUAAUUAGCGCAUAUAGAGUGCAGCUGCAGUAAGGAAGAGAAAGCUCCAUGUUUGCUCUAUGGAAGAACCGGACCUCCACCGGCUGCUGACUGCGAAGAGAGGGGGGGACAUUUCCACACCCCGGGUGUCUGAAGGCUCGGAGCCAGCGGUUUGCUUCUCCGAAGAUGAGAUUAAAGUAACAGGAAAUGCAUGGGGAGGGUUAAUUUAAUUUCCAAGGCCAGUAGAGCGCUCUUCCCGAAUGUUAACAGCUUUCAGGAGACGGGCUGUGAUCUGGCGAUGUGGGUCCAGCGCUGGUGCCAGCUCUGUACAUAGGUUUGGUCUGAGGGGUCUGGAGUGUCUCGAGGGGCUCGGGGAGCUUGUCGGGAGUGGGUCAGCAGUGGGGUCUCGUGCGCGGGCGUGGGCGAGGCAAGGGCGGGGGGUGUUCUGCACCGACAGCCCGCGGGGGGCUUCCGAUCCCUGAAUCAUUCGUUUCCGGACCAAGCUGUUAAUCCGCCCCACGCCAUUUUACAACAAAUAUUUUCUCUGCAGAGAGACCUUCUGGGUUUUGCCUUUUAUGGAUGUUUAUUUAUUUUUUGUUCCUCAUUCAGCAAGUGCAUUGAUAGAGGCGGGGGGGUGGGGGGUGGAGAGCUGCCUCAAGGGCCACAGCUCGCUCUCCAGACAGGGGAAUGGGCGAGGAGGCGCGUCCUUCAUAUAACCAUUUCUUUGGGGCGAAAUGUUUUACAAGAGCAGCAUGACCAAGCAAGAUUUAAUCCUGUGUCCAGGGGUCUGUGUAAGGUGACCUGAAGGUCCCAGUUUGUUCAGGAGCUCGUUGGGUUAAAGAGUAACGAUUCUCCAGGCAGAAGUGAUUGACCUGUUGGUUAAAAUGCAGUAUGAAGCUGCCGUCUUCUAUUACGAUUACAGUUUAAUUGAACAGGUGUUGUUACAGCUGCAGCCUCUCUCUAUGGCUGUUAUUCACAAAACCUUAGACCUUAAGAGUCCAAGUUGUAGCUUCCUGGGGGAUUAGUUGAAAUCUUUCAGUAAAUUACUAUAAUAUUUAUUUCCCAUGUUUCUAUGGAUGGAAGUGUUUUCCUAAUUUUACAUUUGAGGUUGUCAUCCUAAUGUGGGGGAAGUAUGCUUCCCCAAGAGCUUUUUUGUUUAAAUUGCACUGUGAGCAGAAUUGAUCAUUUAUCGCCAAAUUACCAUUAAAAUCCCUGCGGAAGCUAUGUCCUACAAACUUCAGUGUCAUUUUUAUGCAGUACCCAGGUCUAAAGAUCUGUUGCACAUUUAUCUGCAAUACUUUUGUUUGCAGAACAAAAACUUGUAAACAUGCGGUUCAGCCCGUCUGGCGGGCGAUUAAUCCAAAGCUCUAACCCUGCCUUCUCGUCAGACGGCCGCACCAGCAGGGCAUGCUGGGGGCUUGUUCCAGGCUGCGUGACCAUUUGUGUGACAGUUGAGAGCAGUGGGGGAUUCGCGUUUCUCUCUCUGAAGAGAUCAAGGUACUUGCAAAGCAGGAUCUUUGUUUUUGUGUUUUGUGCCCAACUGGGCUAUACGUGUUCUAGUAAGAGGUAAUUAUGUGCAUUUUUAUUUGAACGGUUAAGUCUGGUCUUGCCUAACUUUUAUAAAAUCAGCACAAUAACUUUUUGCAUCUGUCUGAAUUGGAGUUAAAUUAAAGCAGCGCUAGACCAUUUUAAACUCGCAUGCUUGUCUGUUGAAUGCUCUCUGGACAAUUGUACAAAAAAUAAAAAAAUCGUGUUGAGAUCGAAGGGUGGCAUUUUCCACAGGCUUGGAAGCCGUUCUGUUUUAACAUUUAUUCCUAGAUGUUCAGUUAGUCUCUUUUGUCCCUGAAUACUAUGUUGUAAAAUGUCUGCAUUGCAGACCCCUUUUUGCAGCUAUUUUAAAGCUUCUGGGUCUGACUUGCAGACGUCAUUGUGGCCCAGUUCAUACCCGACAGGAAAGCAAGCAUUUCUGCAUAGUCCAGAUUGAAUACAGAAUGUUUAGGUAGAGCAUCCGUCUUGGAAAACAGAACAUGAUCAUUAAACUAAUGAUUUGUAA